CACUGUCAUAGACAGUAUUUAUUUUUAUUAUACUUACUCUUCGUAAUGCUUGUUAAAUAAAAUUAGAGAUAAGAUAACGUUUGGUUUGCCUCAGUUGCCUCCUAUAUAUUACAAUACUCUUUGCUCAGUGCCUCGGUAACAAUGUCGGCGUACGGACCAGAGCAUCCUCGUAACCUUAUCCCAGAGCUGUGCAAUCAGUUCUAUCAUUUAGGAUGGGUAACGGGAACUGGCGGUGGCAUCUCCAUAAAAGAUGGGGAAAAGAUCUACAUAGCACCAUCAGGAGUACAAAAGGAACGGAUGAAGUCAGAUGACCUGUUUGUGCAGACAAUUAAUGAUGAAGAUCUAGAACUUCCACCUCCGGAGAAACAGCUGAAGAAGAGUCAAUGCACGCCUCUGUUCAUGCUGGCGUACAAAGAGCGCGGCGCCGGCGCCGUCAUUCACACGCACUCGCCGCACGCCGUUCGCUGCACGCUACUCUAUGACAAGGAGUUCACCAUCACACAUCAGGAGAUGAUUAAGGGAAUAAAAGACGCCAAACUGGAUCGGUUUCUGCGCUACGACGAGAAGCUAGUUGUCCCCAUCAUUGAGAACACGCCUUUCGAGCGAGACUUGGCCGGCAGUCUCGGCGAGGCUCUGACGCAGUACCCUGGGACCAGUGCUGUGCUAGUUCGGAGACACGGGGUCUAUGUGUGGGGGGACACUUGGCAGCAAGCCAAAACUAUGUCCGAGUGCUAUGACUACCUGUUCGAGAUGGCGGUUGAGAUGAAGAAACUCGGCCUAGAUCCUGGGUUCAACCCGGAAGCACAGAACAAAUCUCUUAACUAAGGAAACUAAAAUGGUCCUACUUUGCUCCUUGGUGGGUAACUAUGCUCCAAUUCAAAAAAGAGCUUACAAUCUAAUAUAUACACCAACUACUCACGUGCAUUUUUUAGUAAGAUUGUGCGGGUUUGCCAGAUCUGGACGGAGUUUUUCUUAGCAACUGAACGGCAAAUUGUGGCCACAUUUUUGCGUUUAGGUGAUAAAGCAUUAAAUAAGCAAAAAAAAGACCAAAAGUUGAGGAAUCAGUAGGACAAUAAUAUAAAUAUACUGAUUUAUACAUAAAUUAAUUGUUUUAUCAGAAAACACAAUGCCCCUAAUGAGGGCGCCACUGGACGGUCGACGCAGUCUUUAGAUCCAUACCUGUUAAUUAGUUUUAAGUUUUGUUACUAUCAUUAAAGUUUAUACUUCAUAUCGCAACAC
Molecule: messenger RNA, 1239 nt
Organism: Cydia strobilella
Lineage: Eukaryota; Metazoa; Arthropoda; Insecta; Lepidoptera; Tortricidae
Product: probable methylthioribulose-1-phosphate dehydratase
Exons: 6
Coding region: 142-825 (227 amino acids)
Cellular component (GO): cytoplasm
Molecular function (GO): metal ion binding; methylthioribulose 1-phosphate dehydratase activity
Source: RefSeq, a predicted model, not a curated record